AUGGAGGGCUUCAUGGGACGUCUACAUCCGGUGCAAUGUAAUCAUUACAAGCCUCUGUGUCAUAAGUUCAUGAAAUGUUUUGGAAAUUGCGAAGAUUUUUUCAUUCCUGCCAGUGACUUGAACGAAGUAAACCAAGAAGACCUCACCGAUGAGCAGAAGGAAAGAGCAAAAACUAUCAAGACAAAUCCAUGUGUCGCCAUGUUCGCCUACUGUUUAUCUGUUGAUUACUUUCAACUAGCUGCAGUCCUCGACCUCACGACACCAGACGCUUUUUGA
Messenger RNA from Cooperia oncophora, 276 nucleotides. The record is from the annotation of a GenBank genome assembly. NCBI's taxonomy places the organism in Eukaryota, Metazoa, Nematoda, Chromadorea, Rhabditida, Trichostrongylidae.